Molecule: messenger RNA, 961 nt
Organism: Nicotiana tabacum (common tobacco)
Lineage: Eukaryota; Viridiplantae; Streptophyta; Magnoliopsida; Solanales; Solanaceae
Source: RefSeq, a predicted model, not a curated record
AUCCUGGAGAAGAGGAGUUCUUAGGGCUUUGUCAGUAAAGAACAAAGUCGGAUUCGUCAAUGGAAAGUGUAAGAAACCUAAUAUCGAUGAAGCGAUCUACGACCAGUGGGCUCGUUGCGAUGAUAUGGUUACAUCGUGGAUUUUGAACUCACUCUCGAAGGAUCUAGCUGACAGCUUGCAAUAUGUCAAUGAUGCUAAGGAAUUGUGGCAGGAACUGGAGGAUAGGUAUGAUCAGACUAAUGGAGCGAAGCUGUAUCAACUGCAGAAAGAAAUUAAUGAUCUUAGUCAAGGGACUUUGGAUAUCACAGGGUACUACACAAAAAUGAAACGACUUUUGGAAGAAUUGAACACCUUGAAUGCACAUACACAGUGCAAUUGUCAAUGCACUUAUGGUGCAAAAGCGAAUAUGCAUAAGGCUGAGCAGGAUCGUAGGAUGAUUCAGUUCCUGAUGGGCCUGAAUGAGGUUUAUACAGUUGUGAGAGGUAGUAUAUUGAUGAUGAAUCCAUUACCAAACAUAGCUCAGGCUUUCUCUAUCCUGAUCCAGAAGGAAAAACAGAGAGAGGUUAGGCCGAACAACAAAUUAGUUAUGGAAUCAACUUCAUUAAAUGCAAAUGGACCUGGAAAUGCCAAGUUCAGAACAAACUACAAUCAGAGGGGAGGCAAUGUUGGGGCAAACUCACACAAUUCUAACAAAUCAAGUUACCCACCUCCUAGGGGUCGGAUGUUCUGCGACUAUUGCAAAAAUCCAGGACACACCAGGGACAAUUGCUAUAGAAUUCAUGAAUUUCCACAAGACUUCAAAUUCACAAAGGGGAGAAAUGUCGCAUCUGCUGCAAAUGUUCAUGUAGAUUCUGAGGAAAUGGAAGAAGGAAAUCAAAGCCAGGGACUUCAGAGCUUGACAAAGGAGCAGUAUAAUCAAUUGCUUAGCCUACUGGAGAAAUUUCCUUGGAGAAACACAUGA